AUGUGUUGCCAUUCGAAGAUCGUAUACGCCACCUGCGGUCACAGUGAGUUCGGUUCAAGGCCUCUGAUUAAGUGUCGCAAGGCUCCGGCAGACGUGGUGGUGGCUUCAAUGCCCAGAUGCGAGAUCUUUGCGCAUCCUUUAAAGACUCUUCGAAUUGAACGGCUAUGCCCGCGUUGUGAAGCCGGAAGAGAUACACUGUUGCGCAGCCAAGCUGGACGAUCCGCGGUCACAGAGUUGAGAUGGGACCGACCGCAGUGGCGA
Sphaerulina musiva SO2202 is the source of this 261-nucleotide messenger RNA. RefSeq lists its product as uncharacterized. NCBI's taxonomy places the organism in Eukaryota, Fungi, Ascomycota, Dothideomycetes, Mycosphaerellales, Mycosphaerellaceae. The transcript has 2 exons. The record is from RefSeq and is a predicted model, not a curated record. The annotation marks the transcript as partial.